UCCAGUCGUCCAUGGAACCUCGCACAGUCUGUUUUCUUUUACGUCCGCCGAGCACACAUAAUUACACGGCUCCUUCGGAUUGAACUUCAUUCGACUUUUCUCGUUCAAAGAAGAAACUGUAAACAUGAGUGGAAGAGGCAAAGGUGGCAAAGGACUCGGAAAAGGAGGCGCCAAGCGUCACCGUAAAGUUCUCCGUGAUAACAUCCAGGGCAUUACCAAACCCGCCAUCCGUCGUCUGGCUCGCCGUGGCGGAGUGAAGCGUAUCUCUGGUCUGAUCUACGAGGAGACCCGUGGUGUGCUGAAGGUGUUCCUGGAGAACGUCAUCCGCGACGCCGUCACCUACACUGAGCACGCCAAGAGGAAGACCGUGACCGCCAUGGAUGUGGUGUACGCUCUGAAGAGGCAGGGCCGCACUCUGUACGGCUUCGGCGGUUAAACUCAUGCUCCUUCAUCCAUCAAACGGCUCUUUUAAGAGCCACACAC
Oreochromis aureus is the source of this 483-nucleotide messenger RNA. Its product is annotated as histone H4. Gene Ontology annotation, cellular component: nucleosome. Gene Ontology annotation, biological process: nucleosome assembly. The transcript has a single exon. Gene Ontology annotation, molecular function: structural constituent of chromatin; DNA binding; protein heterodimerization activity. Bases 125 to 436 code for a protein of 103 amino acids. NCBI's taxonomy places the organism in Eukaryota, Metazoa, Chordata, Actinopteri, Cichliformes, Cichlidae. The record is from RefSeq and is a predicted model, not a curated record.